Molecule: messenger RNA, 364 nt
Organism: Racocetra persica
Lineage: Eukaryota; Fungi; Glomeromycota; Glomeromycetes; Diversisporales; Gigasporaceae
Source: the annotation of a GenBank genome assembly
UGGUACUGUAGUUUCAUCCGAUAUUCUUAAAGUUCUUUCACUUUCUCCCGAAGAAUAUAGAAAAAGGAAGGUAGCUUUAAUCACCGGUAUUACCGGUCAGGAUGGAUCUUAUCUUACCGAGUUACUUUUAUCGAAAGGAUACACCGUUCAUGGAAUAAUCCGUCGUUCAUCGUCCUUUAAUACAGGAAGAAUCACACAUCUUUACAAAGAUCAACACGAACAUCCAAAGAUGGUUCUUCACUAUGGUGAUUUGACAGAUUCAACCAAUCUUGUGCACAUCGUAUCACAGGUUCUUCCAACAGAAAUCUAUAAUUUGGGAGCACAAUCUCAUGUAAAAGUUUCCUUUGACAUGGCCGAGUAUACU